Messenger RNA from Arabidopsis thaliana (thale cress), 1207 nucleotides. Its product is annotated as Receptor-like protein kinase-related family protein. The transcript is spliced from 2 exons. Gene Ontology annotation, cellular component: membrane. The record is from RefSeq and is marked reviewed. The coding region runs from base 173 to 1036 and encodes 287 amino acids. Lineage: Eukaryota; Viridiplantae; Streptophyta; Magnoliopsida; Brassicales; Brassicaceae.
AAAAUCCAAGAAAAAAAACAAAGACCAAAAAAAACAAAACUUAAACAAAGACCAAUGAACUUGUUAAAUCAAGGAACUUCUCUCUUUCUCUAAUCUCUAAUUCUCUAUAUAAUCUUUUUCUUCUUCUUCUUCUCUUUUUUUAUUUCAUAACCUCUAAAAAGACUUUAAGAAUAUGGAAACAACAAAGAAACUCUUUGCUCUUCUCUGUCUCUUCGUCACCAUGAACCAAGCUAUCUCCGUAUCCGAUCCCGACGACAUGGAAACUUUCUGCAUGAAAUCAUCCAGAAACACCACUAGCAACACAACUUACAACAAAAAUCUCAACACUCUUCUCUCCACUCUUAGCAACCAAUCAUCAUUCGCUAACUACUACAAUCUCACGACCGGUCUAGCUUCAGACACCGUCCAUGGAAUGUUCUUAUGCACAGGAGACGUCAACAGAACAACGUGCAACGCCUGCGUCAAGAACGCAACAAUCGAGAUUGCCAAAAACUGUACUAACCAUCGAGAAGCAAUCAUUUACAACGUAGAUUGUAUGGUUCGAUACUCAGAUAAGUUCUUCCUCACGACCCUAGAGACCAAUCCUAGCUAUUGGUGGUCAUCUAACGAUUUAAUACCCAAAUCAUUUGGUAAAUUUGGACAGAGACUGUCUGACAAAAUGGGAGAAGUUAUCGUUAGAUCAUCUUUGUUGUCUUCAUCGUUUACGCCAUAUUAUCUUAUGGAUACAACUAGAUUCGAUAACUUGUAUGAUCUUGAGUCUAUUGUUCAGUGUACUCCUGAUUUGGAUCCAAGAAACUGCACCACAUGUCUGAAACUUGCAUUGCAAGAACUCACUGAAUGCUGUGGUAAUCAGGUUUGGGCUUUCAUCUACACUCCCAACUGUAUGGUGAGUUUUGAUACAUACAAUUCAUCCUUGCCGCCGCUUCCACCGCCAAGUCGCAGCGGUUCCUUCUCCCAUAGAGGAAACAACAAAUUACUUGGGGGAAUGGUUCUUGCUGUGUCCGUUUCGGUGUUUGCAUUUUUGAGUUUGGUUUGAGUUCCCAUUUGUAAACGUUUGGUUUGAGUUUCGAUUUGUAAUUUUGCUAAGUGCAAAACAAAAAUUAAAUCGUUGUUUCCGAUAAUUAUGCUUCAUUCUUAUGUUUUAUUGUCCCCUUCCAAUGUGGGUUGUUGUAAGAAUUGUCCUUUGUAUAAUGAUUUUCUGUUUUUA